AUGCUGUGGACAUAUAGAAAGAGUUUAUUGCACACGGCACAAAGAAGGAAAAUCUGGAGAACACUAUCCUUUAAGUCAAUCCAUCAGGUAUGUGCAACAACAACACACCAUGUACAAAAUAUUUAUGACCAAAAUGAAUAUUUUCCCAACAGAAGGAAACCAAUCAUUCUUACACCUCACUUGAUAUAUUCGACUUUGUUGAAUUGUCCCUCUGAUUUGAUUGCUUUCAGUUUUUUCCUUUGGUGUGCAAAACAACGGACUUAUUUUCAUGAUAGUCAAUCAAUUGGUCACAUGAUUAGCGUGGUUGCUCGUUUAACUGAACAAUAUAGGACUGUUGGAGGACUUGUUACUGAAUUAGAGAAUAUUGGGUGUGUAACAAAGGCUCAGACUUUCAUGCUUUUGUUGAGGAUGUAUUGGCGUGGAGGAAUGCAUGAGCAGGUUUUUGAGACUUUUGAGGAAAUGGAUAAAUUUGGUUUUAUGCCCAACACAUUUGCACGCAAUGUUAUUAAUAUUAUGGAUGUAUUGUUCAAGGUUGGGCAUGUUGAUCUGGGUAUUAAGGUUUUGAAAAAGACCCAGGCACCAAAUUUCUUGAGUGUUAAUAUUGCACUAUGUAAUUUAUGUAAGUAUAAUGAUAUAGCAAAAGUGCAGGAUGUUAUUAGGAUUAUGUUGAGGAAGGGGUUUUAUCCUAAUGUUCAGACAUUUGAGAUGGUUUUAAAUUGUUUCUGCAAGAAGGGUAUGAUGGUGCAGGUGUAUCACGUGUUGGGUCUCAUUCUUACAUUGGGAAUUUCUUUAUCUGUGAAUGUUUGGAGUGCACUAAUUGAUGGGUUUUGUCGUUUGAGCAGACUUGAUAUGGCAGGUUAUUUAUUGGAGAAAAUGGUCGAGACUGGUUGUUCUCCUAAUGUUGUAACAUAUACAUCUUUGAUUAAGGGAUACAUGGAAUCCAAAAUGGUUAUUAAUGCAUUUGGUAUUUUAAAUACUAUGGAAUCUAAAGGACAUGCCCCCGACUUGGUUUUUUACAAUGUAUUAAUAGAUUGCUUAUCAAAAAUUGGGAAGUUUGAUGAUGCUCUUGAUGUGUUUCAUGGUUUGUUAAAACAGAAAUUGGUUCCAGACUCUUAUACAUUUUCUUCUUUAUUAUCUACCAUAUGUUUGUCUAGGAGAUUUUCUCUUUUACCCAAGUUAGUAAGUGGACUUACAGUAGAAGCAGAUCUAGUAGUUUGUAACGCACUUUUGAGAUACUUUUGUGAGGCUGGCUUUCCAACUCAUGCAUUGGAGUUAUAUAAUGAUAUGGUGGAUCGAGGUUUGAGACCUGAUAAAUACAGCUUUGUUGGAUUACUCUGUGGACUAUGUGGAGCCAGAAGAAUCGAUGAAGCAGUCAGUGUGUACCAAGGGAUUGUUCUGAAUCAUACUGCUCUUGAUGCACAUGUACAUGCUGUAAUUAUAGAUAAACUUAUAAAAGCUGGUAAAUGUCAUAGAGCCAUUAGAUUGUUUAGAAGAGCCAUAGUAGAGAACUACCCACUAGAUGUGGUAUCAUAUGCAGUUGCCAUUUGUGGACUUCUCAAGGGUGGGAGGAUUGGAGAAGCAUCUACCUUGUAUAGUCAGAUGAAAGAGAUUGGUUUAUCUCCUAAUGCUCACAUUUAUAAUGUAAUGCUUUCUAGUUUCUGUAGGGAAAGAGAUAUUAAAAUGGUCAAAGAAUUGUUACAAGAAAUCAUCGAGGCAAGAAUUGAGCUGAACUACAGGACUUUCAUGAGGGUAACUAGUUUUAUAUUUCAAUUUCAUCCGUCUUCUUCAGCCUUAAAUCAGUUAAUAGAAAUUUGGAAUAUUGGAUUGAUUCCUGAUGAGGCAAUGUGUGUUCCAUUGUCUGAUGGUGUUGAGCUUCAUGUGAAAAACGUUGAUUCCAAUCAUUCGUUGUUGCAAAGCUGCUCGGAAGAUAAUCAAUUUCUAAACUCUUCUAGCUCUGAUGACCUUUCUGAUGUGUCUGCUUCCAUGAUUUUGAUGCAUGAUAAAGCUGUUGAUUAUGUUUCUAAAUGGGUGGAGGCGAAAGCCACCAGAACUGACACUUCAAAGGUUGUUGCAGAUUUUGUUAAAACUAACAUUUUUGUCAGGUUUGGGAUACCAAUGGCCAUAAUAAGUGAUAAGGGCACUAAUUUUUGCAACAGGACAAUGGAGGCAUUGCUUAAGAAAUACUGUGUCACACACAAGGUUUCCACAUCGUACCACCCACAAACCAAUGGCCAAGCUGAGGUGUCAAAUAGAGAGAUCAAGUCAAUUUUGGAAAAGACAGUGAACCCAAACAAGAAGGAUUGGUCUUUGAGAUUAGAUGAUGCAUUAUGGGCAUAUAGAACAGCAUAUAAGACACCUAUUGGCAUGUCCCCAUACAGAUUAGUGUUCGGUAAGCUGUGUCAUCUUCCAAUGGAAUUAGAGCACAAGGCAUAUUGGGCAAUCAAACAUUGCAAUAUGGAAAUGAAAGAAGCUGGUGUUAACAGGAAGUUGCAAUUGCAAGAACUUGAGGAGUUGAGGAAUGAUGCCUACGAGAGUUCACACAUCUACAAAGCAAAGACUAAGGCCUUUCAUGACAAGAUGAUCUCAAGGAAGAAUUUUUCUGUUGGACAGAGAGUCCUUCUUUUUCAUUCAAGGCUGAAGUUAUUUUCGGGUAAGUUACGUUCUCGUUGGGUGGGACCUUUUAUUGUGACUAAUGUUUUUCAUCAUGGUGCAGUGGAAAUCCAAAGUUUGAAAACAAACAAGGUGUUUAAGGUCAAUGGACAUAGGCUUAAGCCUUACUAUGAAGGGUUCCAAGUUUGUAAUAUUGAGGAGGUGGGAUUGGAGGAGUCGAUACAUGAGUAG
Pistacia vera is the source of this 2841-nucleotide messenger RNA. Its product is annotated as putative pentatricopeptide repeat-containing protein At1g16830. Gene Ontology annotation, biological process: DNA integration. Lineage: Eukaryota; Viridiplantae; Streptophyta; Magnoliopsida; Sapindales; Anacardiaceae. The record is from RefSeq and is a predicted model, not a curated record. Gene Ontology annotation, molecular function: protein binding; nucleic acid binding.